Prinia subflava (tawny-flanked prinia) is the source of this 1891-nucleotide messenger RNA. RefSeq names its product zinc finger and BTB domain-containing protein 8A-like. The record is from RefSeq and is a predicted model, not a curated record. Gene Ontology annotation, molecular function: RNA polymerase II cis-regulatory region sequence-specific DNA binding; DNA-binding transcription factor activity, RNA polymerase II-specific; protein binding. Gene Ontology annotation, biological process: regulation of transcription by RNA polymerase II. The transcript is spliced from 4 exons. The coding region runs from base 333 to 1790 and encodes 485 amino acids. Lineage: Eukaryota; Metazoa; Chordata; Aves; Passeriformes; Cisticolidae.
CUCGGGGCACCGUGUGGGAGCGGGAGCGGCGGCGGCCGCGGGGCGCUGGGGCCGAGGCAGGCGCUGGGCUGCGGCUGCAAUCGGUGCGUUGCCCCUUUAAUUGUGUCCCCAGCCCUCGGGCGUCUCUGUCCAACGCCCACGUCAGCAAAUACCUUUUGUUUCUCUCCCGUUCGGGCUCGCAGGGCUCGGGGCUGCGGGAGCAGCGGCGCCUCCAGGCACGGCGAGCCCCGAGGCGGGGCCGGGGAUCCCGCAGCCACCGCCCGCUCCCCCCGGCUCGGCGGCCGCCGCCCGCAGCACCCCGCCGCGAACCUUCCUCUUCCUCCCCGCCUGGAAUGGAGAUUUCUUCCCACCAGUCUCACCUCCUGGAGCAGCUGAACGAGCAGCGGAAGCAGGACUUGUUCUGCGACUGCAACAUCCUGGUGGAGGGCAAGGUCUUCAAAGCCCAUCGCAAUGUGCUGUUCGCCAGCAGCGGCUACUUCAAAAUGCUCCUUUCGCAGAGCUCCAAGGAGACGAGUCAGCCAACGAUAGCCACGUUCGAGGUCUUCUCUCCAGAGACGUUCAUGGUUAUCCUGGACUUUGUGUAUUCAGGGAUAUUGUCUUUAACGGGUCAGAAUGUGAUCGAGGUCAUGUCGGCCGCCAGCUACUUGCAGAUGACAGACAUCCUCAAUGUCUGCAAGACCUUCAUUAAGUCCUCGUUGGAUAUUAAUGAGAAGGAGAAGGAUCAUUACCUCAGCCUCUCGGCCAAAAGUGUGAGCACUGAGCCUACCCCCGCCCGCCCGGCUCUUUAUCGCUCCAGAAGGAAAGCUAAGAGCAACCCCCGGCGUUCCUACUCCAUCCCGGAUGAAAAACCCAACGGGAAUGAGAACUCGUGGGGCAAUUACAGCAGCUACCUGUCCUCAGAGGAGAUCCUGCAGCGGGCAGACACGCAGCUGUCCAGAAGGGGAAGGAAGCAGAGCUCCACCAGAAGGCGCCGCAAGCACCUGGGGCUGGCGCAGAGCCGGGAGCUGGCAGGGGGCAAAGCGGACAGGGCGGAGCGAGCCGCAGCCCCGGAUCCUCCUCACAUCCCCCGAGGAGGAGAGGCCGAGUCCGAGGCCGAGUUUGAUGCUGAGAACGACGUGGAUGGGGGUGAUUUUGGAUAUCCCGGAGCAGAGGCUGUACGCAAGAGGUGGUCGGUUACUCAGCUAGAACAAGAACUUUCCAGAAGCCCUGAGUUCAUGGAGUUAAAGGCUGAAGAACUGUACACGUCAAUGCCCACGAUUUUAGGGGUAAUGAGUAGCUGGAAUGAAGGUGACCUGCCGCGGAUGCGGUUCAAGUGCCCGUUCUGCACGCACACGGUGAAGCGGCGCGCGGACCUGAAGCGCCACCUGCGGUGUCACACCGGGGAGCGGCCGUACCCCUGCGAGGCGUGCGGGAAGAGGUUCACCCGCCUGGAGCACCUCCGCAACCACUUCCAGACGAUCCACCAGGCUGGCAAGCUGAUCUGCAGGAAGUGCAAGCGGCAGGUGACGGAGCUGACGGGCUGCGUGGUGCAGCAGGGCACGCGGCGCUACAGACUGUGCCACAAGUGCUUGGCACAGGCCAGCCUGGACAGCAUCCCCGAGGAUUUCAGUGCUCCAGGACAUUCCCCUGUCCCCUCUGCGGGACACAAACGGCCCAGACGGGCUUUGGAGGAGGAGCAGAAAUCAGAUGGAGAGACAGAGGAGGAGCAGCCCUAUGAUUUGGUUGUUCGGCACAAUAAUGAGGAUAUUCCUGAGGAGGUAAAGGAAAAGGUGAAGCCCAAUCUGAGGUAGAUUUUGGUGAAUUUGUCAUUGUCGCGUUCAAGAUUGAAUGAUUUGUGUCCUACCAACUAAUGCUGGGUUAUUGCUUUUAAUAAAAUGAAGUAUUGCUGAAA